AAAACUUUUGUUUUAAAAGUAAUUCUUUUUAGGUUAUGUGGCUGCAAGUAAACAGUGUAAGGAAUAUUCUAGCAUGAAAGGAUCAGGGAUAAGUGCAAAACCUGAAAAUCAUCUCUUUUUUCGAAAACUAGGACCUGUUAUUAAACAAACGCUUGAGAAAUGCGAGAGAGAGAACGGAUUUAUAUUUCAUCAGAAAGUACCUGCAGAUCCAGUACCAUUAGAAAUUAAAGCUACAUAUGGACUUGUUAGUCCUGAAGAAUUUAAGCUACCAGAUAUCAGUCCUCUUUGGACACCUGUUGCAUAUGCUGCAUUUGAUUUUUCAAAAGUCAAUCCUGAUGACCCUGCUAAUACAAAAUCAGCUGUUAAUGCAGAAGGCAAACUCCCUCCUGUUAAAGAAGUCAAUGUUCAUCAGACUGCAAAAGAUCCCCAAAACACCAGUGGAUGCAUGUUACAAUAAAAUUGUGAUUAAAAAUUACGUCCACUGUGUAUAUUAAUAUAUUUUUAUACAUUGAAAAUUAUGUUUGGCUGUGCAUUUUAUGAUAUGUUGUUGAUUUAGUUCAUGAGAUUAGAAUAAUAUAUUCUGUAAAUAUCCAUUCUUUUUAGAUGCAAGUAGUUGAUAAUUCUGUGAUUUUGAAAGCAAAUUUAUGUGUACUGUUAUUGUAGAAGGGAUAUUUUAGGGCACAUAAAUUAAAUAGGUGGUUGUGUUAAAUAGGCACAAAACAGGUGUUUGAAUUCAGCAUCAUCAGUUAAGAGUAGACAUUACCAUUUAUUAUGUAUGCCAGCAGAAUGUAAUAUAACUGUGUUUAAUUGCUUGUACUUAGAGAUCAGAAAUGAGAGAAUUUACCAAUAUAAAUUCACAUUCUAAAUUUGAAGAGCAGCAGUAAGAAAUAAAUAACUUCUAACCAUUAUUUAAAUUUGUGACAUAUGCAGAGUGUAAUCUUAUUCAUAACUAUUUUUUGUACAUUUAUAUUUUUUACUUUUCCCCCUCCCACAUUAAAAGCAUAUAUCGGUCAGCAAGAUUGUUUCUGUUGUAAUGCUUAGCAUUACAGUUAUCAAUCAUUAGUGCGUACUUUCUGCCUAGUGAAAAAUAUCAGGUGAUUUUGAUAGAUUGGUAGCUGUAGUGUUAAAAUUGUGAAAUGCCUGUGUGAGAGGAGGCAUUUAAAUAUGUAUUUUAACUAUGUUAUGUCUAGGCAAUUUGAUGCUGGAAAUUGACAUAAUUAGUAACGUUUUUAAACUGAUUUAGUGACUUGAAUGUAAUUUAUGUUUUAAAUUUCUUUGGGUUUUAUAACUUUUAUAUUUCAUUGAUCAUUUAAAAAUAAAAAAUUCAAGCUGAUUUCUGAAAAGUGAUGUUACAGUGGAGCUGGAUUCCAACUUGUGAGCCUACAACUAUUUCUUAAGUCACUGUUGAAAAUGUCAGUUGCUUUUUACGUGCUUCUUUGUUUCAUAUUGAGCAUGUUGAACUAAUCGAAGUAUACAAAAAUAAUUCUAAAAUUUUCAUUUGAAGUAAAUUUAUAUUUUACUUGAAACUAAAAAAUCUUUUGUUACCUGUAUGAAGUCUAAUUUCUUAUUUGUUGAGGAAUGCUUUUAGGUAAUUUUUGUGUAAAAUUAAAUAUCUGUGCAAUUAAUGUAAUAUUAAGAAAUAAUUCUUUGUAAUUUUCAUUGCAUAGCAUCUGAUUUGUCACAGAUAAUUUAAGUUUUAUUGUCCUUUAUUGUUUCAUGAAAUUGUCAGUUAGGGAAGAAGUAUAAAUAUGCACCUUAUCAGAACCCUGAUAUAUUAUUAACAAAUAGUAAUUAAGAGAAAUUUCUGUAUUGUAUUCAGGUAAAUUAACAUUCCUGAUUUGCCUUUCCUAUAUUUUAAUAUUUUAUGUAUGAAGAAAUGCAGUCUAGUGAGAACUUGGUUAUCCUUCUCUUUUUAAACUGAAUCAUUCAAUCAGAUUGUUUUUGUGGCUGACAGUUCCUGUUAUAUGUCAACCACAAACUAGUCAAGUAGAUGGAAUAAAUCUAUACCCCCCCCCAAAAAAAUGCUGUGUGUGAUAAAGUUAUAAUUUAAAAUAACUUGUAUUAUAUAAUAAAGAAUGCUUGUGUUGUAUCUGUAUACAGGGGGAAAAAAGCUUUUAAAUACUGUUCUAAAGAAUAGUGUUGUACAAAUGAAAUUGCUGUGAAAAAUAUUUACCCCUAAAAAUUAUAUGAGUUCAUAAUUAUCCUAAAAAUUAUUCAUAAAGAGCUAAAAUAUAUCUUUUUUCUUUAUGAAUCUUUUUAUCUUUGAAUAAUUUUCCAUGUAAUUUCUAAAUUCAGGUGCCAGUGCGGGAAACUUACCAGAAAAUUCUGUUACAAGUUAUUAUUUUAACUAACUUUUUAGUAACUGAAAUAUUGGAAAAUUUUCUUGAUAAUCAUGGAUUGUGUAUGGAUUUUUUUAUAUAUACCUGUUGGUCACUGCAGUAAGCCAAAAAAUACAAUAUUGUUUUCAACUUUAAAUUAAAUUGAUCAUAAAAUUACUCUGAAAGAAUAAGAGGUACUUAAUAUUUAGCAUGUUUUGGGGAGAGAUUAUUGUGGAUUAAUCUUAAAUAUUUUUUUCAACUCUUUAUGAUGGUAUACAGAGAAUCAUAAUGUGGCCAGCAAAAGCCAGAAGACUGAUUAGAUGAUCAAAUUUUCUAUGUGUCUGAUUAUUGUUUUUAUAAUUUCAGAAAUACUUACUGUAAUCACUUCAGUUUUUCUCAAAAUCAAAAUGAUUAACUUGCUUUGUGCAUUGAGAUAAUUGUCUAUUUACAUAGUGGCUCUUAAAAAUAUACUAUGUAUGUUGGGUUUUGUGUGUGCGUGUGUGUGUGCAUUUUUGGAAAUUUUAUUUACUGUUAAAUUUAUCUUCAUAAAAAGUAAAUUCAACUUUCUGUGCUACAGAAUGUGAAAGAUAAAUCUGCAUUUUGUUAAAAAUAAAUAUUAGUCUUUAUUCUAAUAAAAUCGUAAAUGAUCCUCUGUACAUGGUUAGAACUGUUGUUUUAUCAUUUCGUCAUUUUAAUUAUGUAUAGUGACAUCUUCAGAUGCAAAACUGCUUUCCUUCUUGUUCAGAAUGUACCCAAAUUAAGCUUUGCAGGUAAUUUAAAUGUGCUUUUUCUGUUGGCUGCAAUAAAGCAAAUUUUAUAAGAG
This is a messenger RNA of Stegodyphus dumicola, 3141 nucleotides long. RefSeq names its product BRO1 domain-containing protein BROX-like. The record is from RefSeq and is a predicted model, not a curated record. Lineage: Eukaryota; Metazoa; Arthropoda; Arachnida; Araneae; Eresidae.